Molecule: messenger RNA, 334 nt
Organism: Dentiscutata erythropus
Lineage: Eukaryota; Fungi; Glomeromycota; Glomeromycetes; Diversisporales; Gigasporaceae
Source: the annotation of a GenBank genome assembly
GAUAUACACAAGUCAUAGAAUAUUCCAACUUCACAUAUAUAGAAAUAUCUAGUCAAGCUAAUCUUACUGGAAAUCCACCUCACGUCUUAGCUAUUAAACGAUGCGAAUAUUUCAAUUGUUCACGAAACGGAAGCGUUAUUGAAAUAAAUUUUAACAAUACUGAGGAAAUACAAGAUAUUAACUUCUGCUACGUUAAUGGCAAAAAUCCAAUAAACAUAUACCCAUUAUUUGACCAAUACAUUUUGGUAUCAUACGUUCAUGCGAAAGAUACAUCCGACAGUAUAACAUAUAUAGAUCGAGGAAUGGUUAUAGACUGGAACGGAAAUAUUAUGAG